GUUAAAUUCUAUGGAUUGAUGUGAAACCAACGAUGCCCAAUGAGCCCAACAAUAUAACGGCCCAUCAAAAUGGCCAUUUAGGGUUACUUCUCCGGCACUUCCCGCUACGACGAACGUCGCCACAGCACCAAGAGCAGCCAUGGUUCUCAAGACGGAGCUGUGCCGUUUCAGUGGAGCUAAGAUAUACCCUGGGAGGGGCAUCAGAUUUGUUCGUUCGGAUUCUCAGGUGUUCCUGUUUGCCAAUUCAAAAUGCAAAAGGUACUUCCACAACCGGUUGAAGCCAUCGAAACUUACUUGGACAGCCAUGUACAGGAAGCAGCAUAAGAAGGAUAUUGCUGCAGAAGCUGUAAAAAAGAGGCGACGCACCAAUAAGAAGCCGUACUCUAGGUCCAUAGUGGGUGCUACCUUGGAGGUUAUCCAAAAGAAAAGGUCUGAGAAACCUGAAGUUCGAGAUGCUGCGAGAGAGGCUGCCCUUCGUGAAAUUAAGGAAAGGAUUAAGAAAACGAAGGAUGAAAAGAAGGCAAAGAAGGCAGAAGUGAUGGCCAAGACACAAAAGUCACAGGGCAAGGGUAAUUUUCCCAAGGGUGCUGCCCCGAAGGGUCCUAAGAUUGGAGGUGGUGGUGGUAAGCGUUGAGUGGUGGGCUUCCGUUCAUUUCAUUGCGUAGUGUGAUAGUAGCGAAGUUUGUUCACCUGGAAGGCAUUUUAUGGAGAAUAUGGACUGAUUGGUAUUGUUAGCCAAAAGAUUUUGUUCACCAAAUAUCUGGCAGUUGGGAGAAGUUAAGCUAUUUAUAUGACUCAAAUGAAUUCUUGUAAUUCUUCAGCAGAUUUAAAUUAGGUUUUUUUAAUGGCAGCUAGUCAAUUUAAACGAUUUAUAGCUCUUAAUUGGAUUAUUCAGUUAAUUGCACGUUGUUUUGGGUGGCGCAAUAUUAUCAGAGAAGUUUCCCUUUUUGGUUA
Malania oleifera is the source of this 954-nucleotide messenger RNA. Its product is annotated as large ribosomal subunit protein eL24. The transcript has 5 exons. Gene Ontology annotation, molecular function: mRNA binding; structural constituent of ribosome. Gene Ontology annotation, cellular component: cytosolic large ribosomal subunit. The coding region runs from base 140 to 634 and encodes 164 amino acids. Gene Ontology annotation, biological process: cytoplasmic translation. The record is from RefSeq and is a predicted model, not a curated record. Lineage: Eukaryota; Viridiplantae; Streptophyta; Magnoliopsida; Santalales; Ximeniaceae.